Venturia canescens is the source of this 2202-nucleotide messenger RNA. RefSeq lists its product as uncharacterized. The transcript has a single exon. The record is from RefSeq and is a predicted model, not a curated record. NCBI's taxonomy places the organism in Eukaryota, Metazoa, Arthropoda, Insecta, Hymenoptera, Ichneumonidae. The coding region runs from base 199 to 2202 and encodes 667 amino acids.
UCGGAAUGAUAAAAUUUUUGAUAAAGUUUCGUUUUUUCAUUUUUAUUUAUCGAAAACUGGAAAAACAUCAGUCCCCUGGUCUCAGUCCCCUGAGUUUUCGAAGAACAGGGGACUGAGAAAAAUCCAGGGGACUGAUCGAAUUUGACUUUUCUGUUGUAAAAACUAUUAUGCUCGCUUUAUUACUUAAUAGGAAAGAAAAUGUCAAGAAACAAGAAAAAAUUAAGUAGAGAAGAAGUAUUAGAGAAGAAGAGAGUUACCGAAAGAUUGCGGUAUGAAAAAAUAAAAAAUGAUCCUGAAAGACUGGCGGCUCAAAAAGAAAAGGAGAAGAAGAAGUACCUUAGAAAAAAAGAAAAAGGGCAAAGAAAAUUAGUGUCUUCAAUGUCAGCUCGUGAAAAAAGACAAGCUCGCAAAAAAUGGAAAAGGUACGCCGCAACUUAUUAUUCUAAAAAACAAACCGAAGGAAAAGCUGUUGAAAAAUUAGCAACAAAUGAGAGUUCAUUCAGUUUAAGUAACGAAGACGCCAACUGUGAGGAAUUACAACGAAAGGUAACAUCGCGAUUAGCCGUGGGUAGGGAACGUUCGCAUAAAGAGCGACUAAAACGUAACCGAUUAUUAAAUGAAAAAGAUAAAGUUAUUACGAAACUCAAAGCUGAUUUGAAUAAGUAUAAAAAGAGAUACCAAAGAUGCAAAAAAAAGAAGAAACAAAAAUCACAAGAGCUUACGCCAAACGCUAAAAUGAUGGUUCUGGCUGAAGAUCCAACGACACGAGCCGAUGUAGUAAAAAAAGCUUUAUUUGGCGACAUCAUUGCUGAACAAAUUGCAGAGAACAUUCCCAAACUAAAAACGGUCCACGAAAAAAGAAUUUCGAAUAAACUACUUUUGGGGAAACUUGUUGAACAAAGAAAAAUUUGGAAAUUAGACAAUAAAAUUAUAACAUACAAAAAGGUUUGGCAUAAUAAGAAACAAAAAUCAAAAAAAAUACCAAAGCGUUGCUUGAAAACAAUUGUUCAAUCUUUUUUGGAAGACGACAAGUAUAGCAGAUUGUGCGCAGGUAAAAAAGAAUUUGUAACAAGAAAAAAAAUUAGAAAGCAGAAACGCUACCGAUUAGAUACGUUAAAAAACCUCCACAAAGAGUUUUUAAAGUUGGGAAACGUUAUUAUCAGCUACUCUAUGUUUGCCAGAUUAACACCAUUUUGGAUAGUUUCCCCAAAGGUUACAGACAGAGAUACGUGCAUGUGUACCGUGCAUAGCAAUAUCCAGUUGCUUGUUACUGCUCUAAACCGUUCGAAAAUUCUGAAAGUCUCCAGCUACCAAAAUUUAUUAAACUCCAUCUGUUGUGACCGGCAUAGGGAAUCAUGCGUCGAAAGAACAUGUGAAAUCUGCUCUGGAAAAUCUAUCCCUUUUCAUGAAGAGUUUGAUGACACGUUGUUAAUCCCAUACAAACAAUGGACAUCUUCCAAAGAAAAAUUUAUUGAUUUGAAAACGAAAAAAGAAAAAAUUGUAGUCAAACAGAAGCAGAAAGGUUUCGAAAUAUGUGCUAGAGAACUCGUCACGAAAUUAGAGAAUGAUUUGGGCAAAAUCUUGAACCACGAGAGAAAUAUUUUGCACCAAUAUCAGUGCAUAAAAAUGAAAAAAGAAUCUCUUACUGAAAAAGAAGUCAUGAUUCACAUGGACUUUUCAGAAAAUUACUGCACCAAAUAUGGUGAAGAAAUUCAGUCUUUCCAUUUUGGAGGAUCUCGUACACAGUUGUCAUUGCACACGGUUGUUGUAUACUUGAAAGGAUCGACUAAAUCUUAUUGCACCGUUUCAUCAAACUUAUUUCAUAAUGUGCCGGCUAUUUGGGCUCACUUAAAACCAGUUUUGCAGCAAUUGCCAGCAGAUAUUGAAAAUAUUCAUUUUUUAAGUGAUGGACCUGUGACACAAUAUAGAAACAAGCUCAUGUUUUACAUUCUGGCUUCCAAAAUUUCUGAUUUCUGCCCUGAAAUUAAGAGUUGGACGUGGAACUACCAUGAGGCGGGUCACGGCAAAGGAGCACCCGAUGGUGUGGGCGCCGUCUGUAAAAGAACUGCGGACAGUGUCGUGGCUUGUGGAGGUGACGUAACGAACCUUUCAGAGUUUUGCCGUGCAAUUCAAAAUCGUUGCCCUAACAUUACUCUUUAUCAGCCCCCUGACACAGACGAACUAUUCCUAUACGAUUACUAA